Molecule: messenger RNA, 399 nt
Organism: Galeopterus variegatus (Sunda flying lemur)
Lineage: Eukaryota; Metazoa; Chordata; Mammalia; Dermoptera; Cynocephalidae
Gene: FABP9
Product: fatty acid binding protein 9, testis
Exons: 4
Coding region: 1-399 (132 amino acids)
Biological process (GO): fatty acid transport
Cellular component (GO): cytosol; nucleus
Molecular function (GO): fatty acid binding
Source: RefSeq, a predicted model, not a curated record
AUGGUUGAGCCCUUCUUAGGGACCUGGAAGCUGGUGUCCAGUGAAAACUUUGAGGAUUACAUGAGAGAACUGGGAGUGGAUUUUGCACCCCAGAACGUGGCAGGAUUAGUGAAGCCAACCAUCACUAUUAGUGUGCAUGGAGAAGUGAUAAAGUUAAGAACAGAAAGUCCUUUCAAAAACACUGAGAUCUCCUUCAAGCUGGGGGAAGAAUUUGAUGAGACCACAGCAGACAACCGGAAAGUAAAGAGCAUUAUAAACUUAGAUGGUGGCACAAUGAUUCAGGUCCAAAAAUGGCUUGGCAAAGAGACAACGAUCAAAAGAAAAAUUGUAGAUGGAAAAAUGGUAGUGGAAUGUACCAUGAAUAAUGUUGUCAGCACCAGAAUCUAUGAAAAGGUGUGA